CACACACAUGCGCACACCACAUAGAAUCUCUUCAUACACGAGACAUAACAAAGUUAAGCUCCAACAACACUUCUACAACACAUAAAACACAAACCAACACUCAAUUUCCACGCAUACACACCCCUAGAAUCUCAGACACACAUUGAAAUAAGACUACUGUGAUAACUAAGACACCCCCAGGGAAUAGCUCCCAUGCUGUGUGAUAUAAAUAAGACUGUUAUGAUGGGUAUAAAAGCAUAUUGUGUUGUUCCCCACGAUAACAGAAGGAUUGGGACGCUGGCCAGGCCCUCGUCGUCCCUCAGCCUCAGUCUCCUCCUCGAUGUGGUCUUGACAGAAUGCCGCCGCCGACGCCUCAUUUAGCACAAUUCUCUCCCCUGCACAACGGGAGGAGCUUCAUUUGCUACCGGGAUGUGAACAAGGCCAUUGAGAAGCACCGGGAGAUCUAUGGUCUUCGUCUGGUGCUCAAAAAGGCCGUCAAGUUAGAAAAUUACUCUUUGACUGUGGAACAGAUGCGGGACCUUAAUUUUCGCCUUAAAUACGGACAACUUGAUUACCAGUGCUCCGUGGAUAACGGCCGACCUGGCAGACCUGGGAACGACGAGCGGUGCCCCCGGCUGAUCCGGCUACGGCUGAGUCCUGACGCCCGCACCUUAGUGGUCUACGACACACACGUGCAUGACACUCCAAGGUUCUUCUCCAGCAGUCACCAGACGCUGUCCCCGCCAUGCCUGGUUCCAGAGCCCAUGACAGUUCUGUCCCCAAACGGUGUGGUGUCCAUUUCCCAAAUCAAGAAGACAUCACCUGGCUCUACCAACACCACCCCAACCACCACUCUCGCCACCACACCCAUCUACAGCAGCCCACACCUCUCCAUCACCCCCAUUGAGAGCCCCACCACCCCUGACAGCUUCCACACCCCAACCUCCAGCCUGAGCAGCCAUGAGAAGAUCACUGUCAAGCUCAAAAAGUCGCAGUUCUCCCCCAAUGAGAUGGUGGUGGUGGGCAGUGCCAGGGAUGCACAGGAACAGUUGGAGCUCAGUUCCCCACCAGCAGUCACCAGUAACACCACCACCAUCCACUCCCGCAGGAAUUCCCCAGAGAAGGUCCCUGGCAACCCCAGUGUCAUGUCACCGCCCGACAAGCUGCCCAAGAUAUUACCCAAGCAGCAUUUCACAGCCAAGUUCUCUGAGGGCUCCUUUACUGUCUCCAAGGUGGUGCGCCGGCCUGCCAUCAAGCCUGCCACAGGGGAGAGAGUGGCUGGCGCUCCCCCUGAGAGGCCUCCAGGACGGCCCCUCGGCAGGCCGCCCAUCAACAGGGGAGAGAAGGUUGCCAGAGCCCCAAUACGUCCCACGACCCAUAACAGAGCUGGGGACAAGGUUGGCGCCAGGCUGGGUGCAGGCGCUCUUAGUAAUGGGAGCUCACACACCAAUGGGGUGCGCGCCGUCACAACCACCGGCAGGAAGAUGACGAAGAGGAAGAAGGCCAGGCACACUGAACCCUCCUUUGACCUCUCCAUGCUCGCCCCACUGGACACUGAACUUGGUGUAAGUGAGAAGCAGCAGCUGGCCCAUGGUGUGUUGCUGCGGCUACUACGAGUUACAAGCCAGCUGCCCAUGAUACAGUUCAGCCACGCCCUAGAUACCCUGGAGACACUCACUGAUGCCUACAAGCUCGAACAGCGCGUCAACCUCACCAUUAGCCAUGACCAUGAGGAGGAGUCGGAGAACCUUUACCACCCAGAUGCCUAUGAUGUGGUGGAUUUGGAGUCUGAGGAGGCGUUAGACAGCACCAGAGCCACCACUGACUACCAGUACGACUCCAGUGUUUCCUCCACCACCCCCACCGUGUAUGACAACCACUUCGCCAUUAGCCAGGUGGAUGGGGCUGUGGAUGACCUGGCUGCAUGCUGGGGCGUGAGGAGCACCACCACCGACACCAGGAAGCGUGGCAAGGGUGGGUGGUCAGAGAGUGAGGAGGAGGAGUAGAAGGGGAGGGUUAGUGUUGUAGCCUGACAUCACACUUGGCUCAGGGAUGAAGAGUGGACUGAUACUCUCACUAGGCUAGAUUUACCAUAGGAGCCUGGUAAGGCAGGGCAGGCACCACCUCUGCUGCUGUCUGCUGUGUGUGGUGCCUUCCUGUGCUGGCGUAAGGAAAUAUAGGAAGCUGAUCAGGCCUUCACAUGGCAGUGCCUGUACGAUCUUGCUGUUUUAAGGUUGUUUGUUGAGGCACUGAGAGUCUUAGAGAGUACAGGAAUGAGGCCGACAAGACUGAGUGACGUGGUGGUUGGCUGUGAAGCAUUGCCAUGUUGGUGUGUGGUGGCGAUGGUGUUGGGGUGCGUCAACUCGUACCUGACGUCGCUAAGAGCUAAUCUCAUAUUUUUGUAUGUUAAUUUAUCGCCAGUGACUGUAAUGUGCCAGUAAGCCGGGAGGUGACUUAAGUUUUGCCUUGGGGAACUGGAAAGUAAGGCGACACAAGUACAUGUGUAGAAAGUUGACUGUUUAUUGAGCUGCCUUGGCACUGACUGACUCUGUGCAUCUGAGCUGUCUUACCCUCAGAUCCCCAGCUCAGCUUCAGUCCAGCAUGAGGAGCACAUUCCACCCAGGCUAUGCAAAGUUGUCUUACAGAGGGUGGUGUGGUCAGUGGGGUGUGUUGAGUGUUCUUAUGCAGUUAGGUUAUCACAGUGUUGGGUUCUGAGGGGCAGUGGGUGCAGGAAAUGAUACAGAUUACCGUGGUGUUGAAGGUGGUGUUGGUAGAGGUGUAUUUGAUUGAUGGUGAAGUAUAGGCAUUGUGAUGAAAGUUACUCAGUGUGUCAUCAUUUGCAUUUGAGGAGGAGAGUUGUAAUAAGUCUCAUUCUGAAGAGUUAAGACAAGAAGGUGUUUAAGAUGAUGUGCUUUGUUAUUAUUUGUAUCUGAGGAAGAGAUUUGUUAGUGUCAUUGCAAGGUGUACAGUUCAAGAGUUUUGUUUUGUAGUAAGUGGUAAUGUCACUCCUGAAGUUUUUUAAGUAUUAUAUGUUGGAGAAUGAGCCAAGUUUUGUAAUAAUGAGAGAAGGAAGUGUUCUAGGUGUCAUUUAUAAGACUGUGGACAAGUAACAAGAAAUACUGUCUUCUGAAAUUAUGUGUAUUGUGAGGUUGGAAAAAUAACACUUUUUUAUGGAAGAGAAAUAAGAAGUAACGUCUUUCUUGAUGGUGUGUUUGUGCCAGAUCAUGUCAGGAGCUGCCUUGUCUAUUCUGCCAACAGUUACAUAUCAGAGCCACAUCUGUGAGUGUUGGGGGGUGCAGUGUAUGCCUCACUUAAGCCUGUUUUGGUGGCAGGGAGCAAGGCAAAGCAGUGACAUGUUGAAACAGUUACCCCUAAAAUGCUUGUAUAUUUUUUAGUGAGGUUUUGGACACUUGCUGGGGGCUGUACUUUUAUUGUUGUCAGACUGAUUAACCUAAUGAUUCCAACACUGCCAUGUAACGUUAUUCACAAGUCCGGCGACACACCAGAGUGAUGAGGCAGGAGGUGGUGUGCAGAGCUAGUGGUGCCAAGCUGUCAGGGCUGCUGGAGGUGCUGUGGGAAGCAUCCUCCUUUACUGAGCGUAUUCAGGUUAGGGCAGGCAUUGUUCAGCAGUUAAUGACUCCAAUAAUUGUAUGAGAGUUUUACACAAAUGAAUGAAUUAUUGCAAGGUGACAUUUGAAUGGUGACUUUGAUUGCUUGGUUUUAAGAGUCGGUAGUUAUGACGCACCAGUAGGAUUAUGUUACAAGGCAAAUAUGUACCUUAGUUUAUUAUGUGUGUGUUUGUUUAUGUCAAAUAGCGUACAUCGUAGUACUUAAGUUAGCCAGCAGUGACUUGACCGAUCCUUGUUGGGUGUUUGAUCCAGAACUGCUGCUCAGAUCACUUCUCACACACAUCCCCACACCUUGGCAUCAGUUACCAGUUGUGUUGUCUGUCUGCCAAUGCUCACAACAGCUCCAUAACACUGCUGCCCCCUUGUCACCAUCUUGUGUUCCUCCCUCUCUUUAUGAUCCAGACUAAGACUGCUCCUGAUCUCAUCCAAUCAUAUCAGACAUUUAGUUUAUUUCAUCAGUUGUUUCACAUUUCUAGCAGUUUUCUGUAAUGUCUCUUCUCUAUGCUAUUGAUAUCUUCCUCUGCUCUCUGCUUAUCUUAUACGCCAUGAGAACUCUUGUGCACAUCAUCCUGUUAGAUCAGUUCAUUUGUUUGAUCAGGAGUGGUUGUUCUUUAUGUCUUCUCACUGUGCUGUUGUUGUUCUCUCCUUUUCCCUUCUUAUCAUCCAACAUGUCUUGAGAUCACUGUUUCACAUCCUGCCAGGCCAGCAGCUCACUUGCCUGGUCAGGAGGUUCACACUUGUAACAGUUCAUGGACAGUUCAGUUCAACACAGCUCUGGAUGAAAUACACACCAGGAUUCUGAUGACACUCUUCUGUGCAAGAGAAUUCAGAUUUAGUACCUUAUGUUAAUUUAAAACAGUAGUGUAUUUUGUCGCAUUGUAAUUCACGUAGCACUCAUUAAUUUAAAUUCAUGUCCAUAGCAAACUAUUAUAUCACAUCAAAACGCACUCACUAUACGUUAAUUCAAACUCGUGUGUGGCGAAUUUUGUCCAGGCACGACGCACUUCCUGUUCUGUCUCAUAGUUUGUAUCAGUGCAUACCUUUUGGUGGUGCCUGGUGUCCUCUGGGGGGCUGUCUUGUCGGUGUGCCAGCGCCCCACACGCCUAUUGCUGUGUGUCUUGCACAGCGGCUGCUGGCCACUCGGUGCUGGGACAGCCCUGCACACCUUCCUUUCUUGAUUAGUUUGUAAGGCUGAAAUGUGUGUGUGUGUGUGUGUGUGUGUGUGUGUGUGUGUGUGUGUGUGUGUGUGUGUGUGUGUGUGUCUGUGUCUGUGUGUGUUGUAUGUGUGUAGAAAUGGGUUAUCUUUUUAUGAAUAACUUAACAUUUAUAAGUGUAAUAUUUGUAAAUCAGAUCAAAUUGACAUAUUUAUUUUUCCAUGUAAUGUAUUUUCCUUUAUUUUAUGGAGUAAUGUUUCAUUCAGGAACAAGGACAUUAUUAAAUGACAUUUUUUUCUGACCAUGUUUGGCUGGUAUGUGUAUAUGUGUGUGACAAAGCAAAGGAAUGUGUAAGGCUUACCAAAACACAAUGUAUUAUUCUCUCGGUGUGUUUGUCAGUGGUAGCAUGUCAUGGUGACUGUCAGUGGUGAUUGGUAGUGUGAGUGAAUGAGUGUUGUGUCCAGAGUGUUUCAUGCAUCAGAGAGCAGCAUGGCACUAGUGAACAACCCAGGGUGUGUGUGAGGCUUGGCAUGGCUGUGGCUGUGUGCUGUCCCUUAUAUCAUUGUGUUGUGACCAGUGUGGAGUGGUGGUGGCCUCCCUCUACACUGCCACCACUCCUGCCUGGCUGCAGUGAAGUGCCUACAUUUGUACAUACUAGAUGCAGGGUUGGUGAUCACUUCCCUAAUCCUUCUCAUGUCCCCAGGUCUCCAGUCUUUGCUUCUCUAGUGGUCAUUCUUGUCUUCCUCCACACACUGUCUCCUCAAUUCUUUCCACCAAUGUCCCUUUCUAACUGUUGGUGUUUAUAUUUACUGUACUUUAGAGUUUCUUAUCAUCUUCUUUCCUCUGUUUCCUGUCUUGUUAUUGUAUCCUUUUAUUGUUUGUUUUAUCCUUCCUUCAAGUAUUUCUUUCCUUUCUCCUUUUCUUUCUAUUUUGUCAUUCUUUUCCUUUUUUUUUUCUAUUGUAUCUCAUUUUCUUUGUCCGUUCUAUCAUUCCAGUCCCUCAUUAACUGAUUUUUUUUUCCACUUUUCUUCAUCAUUUUCUUUCAUCAUCCCCAAAACCAUGUUCCCUUUACACUUGAAUCACCAAUCUAUAUAAAAUUUUGUAUCUGGGAAGUGUAACAUUCAUUCUCUCCUUUCUUGCUUCAUUUCUCUGCCUCCUUUUCCCUCUCCCUCUCCUUUAUUCCUGCCACUAACCUAACACUGCCAAAAGAAAAUAUCCCUCCUCUUAGUACUCUCUCCCUCUCACUUUUGCUCUCACUCUCAUUCUGACUCUCCUACUGUUUCCCUUCCCUUUCUUGCUUGUCCUUCACUCUUUCCACUAAGCUAAAACUGCCAAAAAAUCAUUCAAAGAAAUCUCUAUAGCCACAUAUCAACGGUGACCUUCAUGCAGAUUAUAUUAAAACGGAAGAGGUCUGCGGAAAAGUAUGAAAUUAUAGUCUUGUAAAAAAGCAUUAUGUAUUUCGAUGUAUAAAAGAAAAUGACUUGUUACUUCUUCUACUAUUAUUAUUAUUGUUGUUUGCUAAAAUGUUACUGAUGUUUCCCCCUCUUUCUCUCGUUCUUUCUCUUCCCUUCUCUCUCUCUCUUUCUAUUUACAGUCUACAUAUGUAUAUUUUUAUAGGUACAUAUAGUAUAGUCUUAUGUAUACAUAGUGCAUAGUGUGGCUUCUGUAUUAGGUUUUUUUUUAAAUUUUUUAUUUUUUUAUGUUAUAAGGUUGAGGAGGUAGAUGAGGGAUGUAUCCAUAUGCAACACACACACACACACACACACACACACACACACACACACACACACACACACACACACACACACACACACACACACACACACACACACACACACACACACACACACACGGUAAAGGUACACAAAAUUCAGAAAAAUUGUUGUUAUUUGGAUUUUUUUUAAAGGAUUCGACAUUACAAGCUUAACUCAAUCCUGUGGAAAGAUCCAAGUCGUUAACACACACACACACACACACACACACACACACACACACACACACACACACACACACACACACACACCUGAUGAGAUGCUAAGCCAGUAUUGUAUAAGAGAAAGGGAAAAGUUUACAAGUUUAUUACAAACCACCAUUAAAACCUCUCACAUUUCACACAUAGACUCUACCAAACUAAGCAAAUACAGGCCACAAGAACCACACAUUCAUAGCCUUUAGGGGUCAGUGAGGCAGUUAGGAUGUGAUUAACCCCAUAUUCAUUCUACUUACUAUAUAUAUUUGAUGGUUUUAUACAGCUUCAGAAACUUAUGUGGUGUUUGAAAUAGUGAAGACUGGCCAUUUAUCUUCUGAUCUCCAUAGACCCUUUCUAAUGUCAAUAAAAUGGUUAAUUGUUCAUAAAGCACAAGGUAGAAAUGUGUCUCAGUAUUGAAGGGGUUGGAAGUUAGUGAAAGCUGAUAGGUAAAGAGACUUAAGUGACUGAAGUGUUAAGAAAAUGUGUGUAGUUUUUUUAGGAUGUGAAGUUAAGUGUUUGUGGAGUUAAAAUUUUGAAGUGAGGUUUGCUUUAAAGUGAGUGGUAGAACUGUUCUGAAAAUAUGUAAAGUUUGGUAAGAAGUGAAGCAAAGUGAAGUUGUAAAUCAAGUAAAUUAAUUGUCUGCAAAAUCUCAUGAAUCAAAAUUGUGUGUCUUUUCGAGUUGCAUGGUUCUUCUGCAAGUCAAGCCCAAGAUAUUUACUACAGAAUAACAAACAAUGCAGGACUUAACUUGUAAAAAAAUAUGCAGGCAAACUUCACGCAAUCUUGUCUGUUACUUCUUAUAUUGGCCACAGGAAGGUUAUGGAACAGAGCACAAAGUACAUAUACAAGAAAAGGAAACUGAAAUGAUGAAUACUGGAGCACUGUACAAAAAUAUUAGAUAAAGAUAAGUAAAUAAAUUAAUUCUCUUAGGUUAUAAUUGAAGGUAGUGCGCAUAUUUAUGGUAACUCAUUGUGUUUACCGGCAGUCUUUGAAAGGCACAAAAGUGGAAAUAUUAGCUGUAUGUGUGAAAAAAGUGCUUGAAAUAAGUGAAUAGGUACGUGAAGUGUAUUUUGAGGCAUUGUGAUGGGUGGUAAUGCAUAUCGAGAUUGAGAAAAUGAAUGAAAAGAUAGGAAAGUAUUGUUCAGAUGUGCUUUUUUUUUUUUAUACGAUAUAUUUUUUAAAGGUGUCUCAGUCAAGUUUGUCUGUAGAAGGGAAAGUCCUCGCUCUUUGGGUCAAGAAGUCAUCCAUUACUGUCUCUCACACACACACACACACACACACACACACACACACACACACCUGUCAUUCAGUCACUCAAAUAAGAAAUGUUAAUUAAAUCAUAAAAGAAAAGCUGCAUUUAACUUAAUCCAAAGACUUAUAUAUUAUCUCUUCAGUGCUGCAAAUCAUUCGUAGUUCUGUUUGUAUUUCCUCAUUGUACUUUUAACUAAAUAAAUAUUUUCUAUAGU
Messenger RNA from Portunus trituberculatus (swimming crab), 8197 nucleotides. RefSeq lists its product as uncharacterized. The transcript is spliced from 7 exons. Lineage: Eukaryota; Metazoa; Arthropoda; Malacostraca; Decapoda; Portunidae. The record is from RefSeq and is a predicted model, not a curated record. The coding region runs from base 336 to 1985 and encodes 549 amino acids.